GACUCCGCUACAAACAACAUGUGUCCCUGCUGACGGUCCCUCACUGGACAGAAGAAGAGGAGCGUCUCAACCAACCGGUCAUUCUCCAUCCCAACAUGGCAGACGACCUCUACAGCAGCACCUUCUCUGCUUCUGAAUCAGACUUCUCCUCCUCCUCUUCCUCCUCAGCCUCCGCCGCCUUCCUCACGCUCGAGCAGAGGGCGGCAUUCAUCUUCGUCCUCAUCCUCUUCAUCUUCCUGGGCCUGCUGAUCGUCCGCUGUUUCCGGAUCCUUCUGGACCCGUACCGGAGCAUGCCGUCCUCCACCUGGACGGACUACAUGGAGAAGGACACCUUUGACUACCGGAUUUCCUGACAGGCAGCCUGAGAGGCAGCAACCCUGACAAUCAACAUGGUUAAACUGAGACGACGAUCACACUGAGAGAGAAAAGCAGAAACACAAGCGCACAUUUCCCCUCUAGUGGUGACUAUGGUGUAGUACAGGAGAGUGACCAGAGUAAAAACUUAACGAAAUCAAAAUAAACGACUAAAGAAACCAUAGAUGGAGAUAAAACAACUUCAUUAAAGAAGGGGCUGCACAAAGAGCACUUAGUCCCCAAGAAGUCAAAAUUGAUGUUUUUAUCUCAUAUCUCUUGUGCUAUACGUCACCUUUACUCCAGUAUCUGGCCCAACAAUGACAGAAAAGUCAUUUUUCAGGUUUUUCAGUUAUUCUUAAUGGUGUUUCAGAAUUUGUUAUCUCCUGAAAAACAAAGUAUUUUAUUUUUAAACUAGUAAAUAUUUUCUGAUGUCCUCCGGCUGCUCAGCUUCAACUCUCUGUGAUUUACAGAGUUUCCUGAUGGAUAGAUAGCUUUAGCUAAAGUAGCUAACUGCCAUCAGCUGUAACUGUAUCUGCCAU
Molecule: messenger RNA, 893 nt
Organism: Morone saxatilis (striped sea-bass)
Lineage: Eukaryota; Metazoa; Chordata; Actinopteri; Moronidae
Product: cortexin-2-like
Exons: 1
Coding region: 96-353 (85 amino acids)
Source: RefSeq, a predicted model, not a curated record